GUUGACAUCUAUACUUCUACAUCUAUUUAUACACAUUACCAUAUUACAGAGAGAUCUCCAAACACAAGUAAUCUUCUUCAUCUUUCGAUUCCAUCAUCGACAGUAUGGCUAGAUCCUUGGUGCUCUCGCUAACACUCGCAUUCCUUUUCAUCGGAAUGGUCUCAGCUCGUGACUGGAACAUCCUAAACCAGUUCAAAGGACUCAAGUCUACCAAAACCACCACCAGCCAAAAGGGGGUCGCCACAUUGAAAGAUCCAAACCUAACCGGAUACUGCGAGAGCUGGAGAAUCAACGUGGAGCUUCACAACAUCAGAGACUUCACGGUGGUGCCACAGGAGUGCGUGUGGUUUGUCCAAAAGUACAUGACAUCAUCUCAGUACGAGGAUGACGUGGAGAGAGCCGUUGAUGAAGCUAUCCUCUACCUCGGAAAAACUUGUUGCGAGAAGAAGAAAUGUGAUGGCAUGGAUGCUUGGAUCUUUGACAUUGAUGACACUCUUCUCUCCACCAUUCCUUACCACAAGAGCAACGGCUGCUUCGGUGGUGAGCAAUUAAACACGACCAAGUUUGAGGAAUGGCAAAGUUGGGGAAAGGCACCAGCGGUUCCAAACAUGGUGAAGCUGUUCCAUGAAAUCAGAGAGAGAGGUUUCAAGAUCUUUUUGGUUUCUUCUCGCAAAGAGUACCUCAGGUCCGCCACCGUCGAGAACCUUAUUGAAGCCGGUUACCACGGCUGGUCUAACCUCCUCCUCAGGGGAGAAGAGGAAGAGAAGAAGAGUGUGACCCAAUACAAGGCAGAUGUAAGGACAUGGCUUACAAGUCUUGGAUACAAAGUUUGGGGAGUUAUGGGUGCACAAUGGAACAGCUUCGCAGGCUGUCCAGUUCCCAAGAGAACCUUCAAGCUCCCUAACUCCAUCUACUAUAUCGCUUGAUCAAAUCAUAUAUUACUGAUCUAACCAAAUAAAAUAAGAUCAGAUUUUCAGAUCUGAUUCUUGAGUCGUUUGAUGGUAUCAUCUUUUUGUUUUCCCAUUUCUGGUUAUUAUAACCAACUCUUUUUUUUUGUGCAACUGGUUUAUGUAACCAACUCAAAUGCUUAUGAUGAGUGAUAUAUGAACCAUGAUCAUCUUUGUUUCUGUUGAA
Messenger RNA from Brassica napus (rape), 1134 nucleotides. Its product is annotated as acid phosphatase 1-like. Gene Ontology annotation, molecular function: acid phosphatase activity. Lineage: Eukaryota; Viridiplantae; Streptophyta; Magnoliopsida; Brassicales; Brassicaceae. The coding region runs from base 105 to 926 and encodes 273 amino acids. The record is from RefSeq and is a predicted model, not a curated record. The transcript is spliced from 3 exons.